Molecule: messenger RNA, 2089 nt
Organism: Gorilla gorilla gorilla (western lowland gorilla)
Lineage: Eukaryota; Metazoa; Chordata; Mammalia; Primates; Hominidae
Product: protein DGCR6-like
Exons: 4
Coding region: 875-1690 (271 amino acids)
Source: RefSeq, a predicted model, not a curated record
UGGUCACUCCUCACUGUGUCCCCUCAGCUCCUAUCUCUGUAUGGCCUGGUUUUUCCUAGGUUAUGAUUAUAGAGUGAGGAUUAUUAUAAUAUUGGAAUAAAGAGUAAUUGCUACCAACUAAUGAUUAUUGAUAUUCAUAUAUAAUCAUAUCUAAGAUCUAUAUCUGGUAUAACUAUUCUUGUUUUAUAUUUUAUUAUACUGGAACAGCUCGUGUCCUCGGUCUCUUGCAUCAGCGCCUGGGUGGCUUGCCGCCCACACCAGCCACCAGAAGCUCCCCAGCCCCGGCCCAGCAGCUGGUCUGGGGAGCGAGGAGAGCGCAGUCUGGGCUCGCGGUUCCGGCUGGGGGCCGGGCUCCCCGGGGCCACCACGGCAGGCCCAGAUGGGGACUCCGGUUCCAACUCUCCUGGCCCAGAGGCUCUAGGGUGGUCUUGUCUGUCUCACUCCGGGGGCAGAGAGGACGCAGACAGACCCCAGCGCCACUGCUCGGCCGCGAUGGUGCCUUAGACCCAGGUCCUGUGGGCUCUGGCCCGAGACCCCUCCCUCUGGGAAGGCCGGUGACCGGGACAGUCCACCUCGCAGGCGCGCCGGCGCGGAGCCCGGACCUCAGCCCGCAAUGACUCAGCAAGGGCCGGUGGGAUUCUACAUGGUCCUGCGAUAUCCAGGCGAUGGAGUCUCGCCUCUAAGGUGGCCCGGGGAGCAGGAAGGUACGAGCCUCAGCUGAGCGAAACCCUCCUUGCAGCCACCACGGAGGGACGGGGCGCGUCUCCUUCUGAAUGACGCAAGGGGCGGGGAAGGCGCGAGGCGCGCCGCGAUCGGGGACUGUCCUAAGACGGGCGGGGCGCGCUGCGCUCGGGACUGUCAUAAAAGGGGUGGGAUGCGCCGCGGUCGGGAUGACGUGAGCUGGGGGCGCUCGUCGCUGCAGCCGGCGGCUAGCGGGCAUCCGCGCCAUGGAGCGCUACGCGGGCGCCUUGGAGGAGGUGGCGGACGGUGCCCGGCAGCAGGAGCGACACUACCAGCUGCUGUCGGCGUUACAGAGCCUGGUGAAGGAGUUGCCCAGGUACGCGGGCGGGGCGGGCGGCUGCCUGCCGAGGCCGCAUCAUGUCCCGCCGGGGCUCACCGCGCUCCUCUACCCCGCAGCUCAUUCCAGCAGCGCCUGUCCUAUACCACGCUCAGCGACCUGGCCCUGGCGCUUCUCGACGGCACCGUGUUCGAAAUCGUGCAGGGGCUACUGGAGAUCCAGCACCUCACCGAAAAGAGCCUGUACAACCAGCGCCUGCGCCUACAGAACGAGCAUCGAGUGCUCAGGCAGGCGCUGCGGCAGAAGCACCAGGAAGCCCAGCAGGCCUGCCGGCCCCACAACCUGCCUGUGCUUCAGGCGGCUCAGCAGCGAGAACUAGAGGUGGUGGAGCACCGGAUCCGUGAGGAGCAGCGGGCGAUGGACCGGAAGAUCGUCCUGGAGCUGGACCGGAAGGUGGCUGACCAGCAGAGCACACUGGAGAAGGCGGGGGUGGCUGGCUUCUACGUGACCACCAACCCACAGGAGCUGAUGCUGCAGAUGAACCUGCUGGAACUCAUCUGGAAGCUGCAGCAGAGGGGCUGCUGGGCAGGGAAGGCAGCCCUGGGACUAGGAGGUCCCUGGCAGUUGCCUGCUGCCCUGUGUGAUCAGAAAGGCAGCCCUGUCCCACCAUAGCCACAGGCAGCAGAAGUCUGGGCAGAGUUCAUCUUCUUGACCUUUGGCCACUGCCUUCCCAGCUGCCUGCAGGGGGUUCCCCCUGCUGAGGAGAGGCCAGGUGGACCCCAGCUGCCUGUCACCCUUCAUCUGGGACUUGCUGUCAAACCCUAGGAUAGUCUCAUAAAGGGGAGGCUGGGCCAGCCUGCUGCUGUCUGCUUCAGGACCAGGCAGAGAGUGAGGCUGGGGGUUCUCACACCUUACUCCACGGGGCAUAUCCCAACCUGCACUGGGGCCCACCCAAGUGCUUGGUCUGGUCUCAGCCGCUCCCUUGGCAGCUGCAGCCCCCAUGCAGAAGAGGCUCCAAGGCCCAACUUCUGUGUGACCCAGAGAAAUAAAGAUGCCUCAGUGUGGCCCACA